This is a messenger RNA of Gavia stellata (red-throated loon), 3243 nucleotides long. It is a transcript of the gene TLL1, whose product is annotated as tolloid like 1. Gene Ontology annotation, biological process: proteolysis. The transcript has 21 exons. The coding region runs from base 49 to 3078 and encodes 1009 amino acids. Lineage: Eukaryota; Metazoa; Chordata; Aves; Gaviiformes; Gaviidae. Gene Ontology annotation, molecular function: metalloendopeptidase activity; calcium ion binding; zinc ion binding. The record is from RefSeq and is a predicted model, not a curated record.
CGCCUAAUUCAUCUGCUCCCUGCCCACCACCUCUCUGCCCGAGGGAGGAUGAAAAUGCUUUGCUGGAGGGUGGCACUGUGGCUGGCCGGGUGGACUGUCUGCGGGAAGCCUUCCUCCUGCGCUGGCCUUGAUUAUGACUACGCUUACGAUUUCACUGAAGAGGACAGAGCGGAGGCGAUAGAUUAUAAGGAUCCUUGCAAAGCCGCUGUCUUUUGGGGAGAUAUUGCCUUAGAUGAUGAAGACUUAAAAAUCUUUCAAAUUGACAGGACGAUUGACCUUACGCAGCACUCCAACGAAAGACUUGGCCAUAACACAGGUGGCUUUGGAGAACAUGGGAUGUCAAAAAAACGAGGUGCCCUCUAUCAGCUCAUAGACAGGAUAAGAAGAUUUGGCUCUGGCUUUGAGCAAAAUAAUACAACUAAAGGAAGAACUUCUGUAAAAUUCUCAGGGAAAAAUGAGAAAAACCGAUUUCCCAGAGCUGCCACAUCACGAACAGAAAGAAUAUGGCCAGGUGGUGUCAUUCCAUAUGUAAUAGGUGGAAAUUUCACUGGCACCCAGCGCGCCAUGUUCAAACAGGCUAUGCGGCAUUGGGAAAAGUACACGUGCGUUACGUUUAUUGAACGAAGCGAUGAAGAAAGUUACAUCGUAUUUACAUACAGACCAUGUGGGUGCUGUUCUUAUGUGGGUCGAAGGGGAAAUGGUCCUCAGGCUAUAUCUAUUGGCAAGAACUGUGAUAAAUUUGGUAUAGUUGUCCAUGAAUUGGGUCAUGUGAUAGGUUUUUGGCACGAACAUACACGACCAGACCGUGAUGACCAUGUCACCAUCAUUAGAGAAAAUAUCCAGCCUGGUCAGGAAUACAACUUCUUGAAGAUGGAGCCUGGAGAGGUGAACUCCCUUGGGGAACCAUACGACUUUGACAGCAUUAUGCACUAUGCCAGGAACACCUUCUCAAGGGGCAUGUUUCUGGAUACCAUUCUCCCUUCCCGUGAUGAUAAUGGUAUACGACCUGCCAUUGGCCAGCGUACUCGUCUAAGUAAAGGAGAUAUUGCACAGGCAAGAAAGCUGUAUAGAUGUCCAGCCUGUGGAGAAACACUGCAGGAAUCUACAGGAAACUUCUCUUCUCCAGGAUUUCCAAAUGGUUAUCCUUCCUACACACACUGCAUAUGGAGAAUCUCUGUGACCCCAGGGGAGAAGAUUGUUUUAAACUUCACGACCAUGGACCUUUACAAGAGCAGUCUCUGUUGGUACGACUAUAUUGAAGUGAGAGAUGGCUACUGGAGAAAAUCACCUCUGCUUGGCAGGUUUUGUGGUGACAAACUGCCAGAAGUCCUCGCAUCCUCUGACAGCAGGAUGUGGAUCGAGUUCCGCAGCAGCAGCAACUGGGUUGGGAAAGGUUUUGCAGCAAUUUAUGAAGCUAUCUGUGGAGGUGAAAUCCACAAAAAUGAAGGCCAGAUCCAGUCUCCCAAUUAUCCGGAUGACUACAGACCAAUGAAGGAAUGUGUGUGGAAAAUAACAGUGUCAGAAAACUACAAUGUAGGAUUAACCUUUCAGGCAUUUGAGAUUGAAAGACAUGAUAACUGUGCAUAUGACUACUUGGAAAUUCGAGAUGGAACAAAUGAAAACAGUCCUUUAAUUGGUCACUUUUGUGGCUACGACAAGCCAGAAGACAUUAGAUCUACCUCUAAUACCCUGUGGAUGAAGUUUGUUUCUGAUGGAACCGUUAACAAAGCAGGGUUUGCAGCUAACUUUUUUAAAGAGGAAGAUGAAUGUGCCAAACCUGACAAUGGUGGCUGUGAGCAGCGCUGUGUAAAUACUCUGGGCAGUUACCAGUGCGCCUGUGAUCCUGGCUAUGAACUUGGUCCUGACAAAAAGAGUUGUGAAGCUGCUUGCGGAGGACUACUGACAAAGCUAAAUGGGACUAUAACCACACCAGGGUGGCCCAAAGAGUAUCCUCCAAACAAAAACUGUGUGUGGCAGGUGGUUGCCCCGACGCAAUACCGAAUUUCAAUGAAGUUUGAGUUUUUUGAGUUAGAAGGGAAUGAAGUUUGCAAAUACGAUUACGUGGAGAUUCGUAGUGGCCUUUCUUCUGAUUCUAAACUACACGGUAAAUUCUGCGGUACAGAUGUGCCUGAAGUUAUCACCUCUCAGUACAACAACAUGCGAAUUGAGUUCAGAUCUGACAACACUGUGUCAAAAAAAGGCUUCAAGGCACACUUCUUCUCAGACAAGGAUGAGUGUUCGAAGGACAAUGGUGGCUGUCAGCACGAGUGCAUCAACACGGUAGGAAGCUACGUUUGCCAGUGCCGAAAUGGAUUUGUGCUACACGAAAACAAACAUGACUGCAAGGAGGCUGAGUGUGAACAGAAGAUCCACAGUCCCAACGGCAUCAUCACGAGUCCCAACUGGCCCGACAAAUAUCCCAGUAGAAAGGAGUGCACGUGGGAAAUCAGUGCCACCCCCGGGCAGAGGGUCAAACUGACCUUCAAUGAAUUUGAGAUAGAACAACAUCAAGAAUGUGCUUACGACCACUUGGAAGUGUUUGAUGGUGAAAGUGAAAAAUCACCAAUUCUGGGACGCUUAUGUGGCAAUAAGAUACCAGAUCCUCUUAUUGCUACUGGCAACAAAAUGUUUCUCCGCUUUAUUUCUGAUGCAUCAGUUCAAAGAAAAGGCUUCCAAGCAACACACUCUACAGAGUGUGGUGGUCGGCUGAAAGCUGAAACCAAGCCCAAAGAUCUGUACUCGCAUGCUCAGUUUGGCGAUAACAACUAUCCGGUUCAGGCGGAUUGCGACUGGCUCCUCAUGGCAGAGCGCGGCUAUCGAGUCGAGUUAAUGUUUCAGACUUUUGAGGUUGAAGAAGAGGCAGACUGUGGUUAUGACUACGUGGAGCUGUUUGAUGGUCAUGAUAAGACAGCUAUGAGACUUGGUCGAUUUUGUGGAUCUGGGCCACCAGAAGAAAUUUAUUCAGCAGGGGAAGCUCUUUUACUUCACUUUCACACUGAUGAUACAAUCAACAAGAAAGGAUUUCAUAUACGAUACAGAAGUAUAAAAUAUCCAGAUAGUGUGCACACCAAAAAAUAACGCAAGAACCUCUAUGCCAGAAAAGGAGAGUGAGAAAGAAAGAACGCACAGUGGAAAGAAAGGAAGGCGUGUCUUUUUUUUUAAACUGAAGUUAUUAGCACAAAUGUUUUAUAUGAGUUCAGUUGAAAUGCCGACUUACAAGACCAGAGACUGAAAUAAAAUAAA